Molecule: messenger RNA, 2858 nt
Organism: Pseudovirgaria hyperparasitica
Lineage: Eukaryota; Fungi; Ascomycota; Dothideomycetes; Acrospermales; Acrospermaceae
Product: voltage gated chloride channel
Exons: 3
Coding region: 161-2710 (849 amino acids)
Biological process (GO): chloride transport; intracellular iron ion homeostasis; transmembrane transport
Cellular component (GO): fungal-type vacuole; Golgi apparatus; endoplasmic reticulum
Molecular function (GO): voltage-gated chloride channel activity
Source: RefSeq, a predicted model, not a curated record
AGUAAGUAGGAGACCUGAGGUUCCAAAGCACAUCCAUGGAUACGCUUGACCCUUUCAAGCUUAGGUAGCUCCCCUUCGAACUCCCGGGAGCUCGACACCGUAAUUAGCUGUCGCCGACGAAACCGCCCAAGAUCACAGAGUAUCCGCCCUCCACAAUGCCAUGAAUCGCCGGUCGAGCUCUUUUGUAGCUGCGCGCACACCUUCCAGUGGGAACCCUCGUGUGACACGUAACUUCGCCUCCAACGUCGAAACCGCUGAAGACGAUCCAACCACGGACGCCGAAAACGCCAUUCACGAGGAGAUAGCCGAGAUCAAGAGAUAUGAGGACUUUACAACGAUAGACUGGGUACAAGAUGCUGCGCGUGAGCAGCUACGACGACGGGCGCAGCGGCAGCAAGGCGCCUAUGUGAGGAGAGGGAGUCGUGCAUGGCGGAGGAAGCUCUGGGAGUUGUACGAUGCGGGCCAGGCGUGGAUUGUGGUCACCCUCGUCGGAGCGGCAAUAGGCUUGAAUGCUGCUUUCCUGAAUAUCGUAACGGAGUGGUUGUCAGAUAUAAAGCUGGGGCAUUGCUCGACUGCCUUCUACCUGAACGAGAGUUUCUGCUGUUGGGGCGCCGAGGCCGGUUGCCCGGAGUGGAAACGAUGGAGUGGCUUUUGGCCAUUGAACUACUUCUUAUACACGGUGUUCGCCGCGAUAUUCGCUUUUACGUCUGCGAGACUGGUCAAGUCGUACGCGCCCUAUGCUGCUGGAUCAGGUAUUUCCGAGAUCAAGUGCAUCAUCGCCGGUUUCGUCAUGAAGGGCUUCCUCAGUGCAUGGACACUACUCAUCAAGUCAAUCGGUCUGCCGCUAGCUAUUGCGUCUGGACUGUCCGUUGGCAAAGAAGGACCUAGUGUUCAUUUUGCCGUCUGUACUGGCAAUGUGAUUUCACGCUUCUUCGACAAAUAUAAACGUAACGCGGCAAAGACAAGAGAGAUACUGAGUGCUUCUGCGGCAGCAGGAGUUGGUGUUGCUUUUGGUAGUCCAAUUGGUGGUGUGUUAUUCUCACUCGAAGAGAUGUCGAACUACUUCCCGCUCAAGACCAUGUGGCGGAGCUACUUCUGCGCUCUCGUUGCCACAUCUGUGCUUGCUGCUAUGAAUCCUUUCCGGACCGGGCAGCUCGUCAUGUUUCAGGUCAAAUAUGACCGUUCGUGGCACUUUUUCGAAAUCAUCUUCUACGUUAUAAUUGGCAUAUUUGGUGGUCUGUAUGGAGCGUUUGUUAUAAAAUGGAACUUGCGUGUUCAGGGCUUCCGGAAACAAUAUCUGGCACAAUAUCCCAUCAUGGAGACUGUCACUCUAGCCAUCUUGACUGCGAUCAUCUGCUAUCCGAAUAUGUUUUUGCGCAUUGACAUGACAGAGAGUAUGGAGAUCCUCUUCCAGGAAUGCGAGGGUGAUCAUGACUACGACGAGCUUUGCGAGGCUCAAAAUCGCUGGCGGAUGAUUCUCUCGCUUGCCACUGCGACAAUACUGCGAACGAUUUUGGUCAUCAUAUCUUACGGCUGCAAAGUACCAGCAGGAAUUUUCGUACCGUCAAUGGCUAUUGGCGCAUCAUUUGGGCGUAUGAUCGGUAUCAUGGUGCAAGCGCUUCAUGAAUCAUUUCCAAAUUCGCCAUUUUUUGCUGCAUGCGAUCCUGACGGCCCAUGCAUCACACCUGGAACUUAUGCUUUUCUUGGUGCGGGUGCCGCUCUCAGUGGCAUCAUGCAUAUAACAGUAUCUGUUGUUGUCAUUAUGUUUGAGCUGACUGGCGCAUUGACGUACAUUCUUCCCACAAUGAUUGUGGUUGGCUUUACGAAGGCAGUUGGCGAACGAUUCGGGAAGGGCGGUAUAGCUGAUCGCGCCAUAUGGUUUAAUGGGUUCCCAUUCUUGGAUAACAAAGAAGAUCACACAUUCGGUGUACCAGUAUCUCAGGUCAUGACGUCGAAUGUCGUAACUUUGCCAGCGGCAGGUUUAGAGAUUCGAGACGUGGAAAAGUUGAUGGCGGAUAACCAGUACCAAGGCUACCCCAUAGUCGAAGACGAAAACGUGAAAACUCUUGUUGGGCAUAUCGGACGGACGGAAUUACGGUUUGCCAUCGAUCGAGCCAAGCGAGAUCAAUUGGCAACCCAGCGAGCGAAAUGCUACUUCUCGCCAAAUCCAUCAGCACGAAACAGCACAGCGCCAUCUUCUACCAUCGUGCCAGCUGUCACUUUCGACACCAUUGCAGCAACGUCAGCGCAGGUGACUGUAGACUUCAGCAAGCUUGUCGAUCCAACACCACUAUCCGUGCAUCCUAGGUUGCCUCUGGAGACAGUGAUGGAGCUGUUCAAGAAGAUGGGUCCAAGGGUAAUAUUGGUUGAAUAUCGUGGACGCCUGACAGGCCUAGUCACUGUCAAGGACUGUCUGAAGUAUCAAUUCAAGGUUGAGGCACAAGACAACCCGCGUGAAGACUCCACAUUACAAGGCCGACAGGAGAAGCUUUGGGGUGUAAUUAGCAUACUAGGUUCCUGGUUUAGCCAGGCUGUGACAAGAGUCAGCUGGGGACGGAUCAAGCUGGGCUCAGACGUAGACGAUAACAGUAUUGAUGCUUCACCAGUAGCAACAAACCGACCUGAAGCAAGUCCGCUCACGGCAUCUGACGAUUUGGAGCUUGAAGAUAGACCAGUUAAUGGCCAUAUUGAACCAGAGCUAUAUAGAUAACACGCUUCCAUACAAUCAUGCGGGUCUGUUAUGAUAUGACUCUUCGUCCAGCACGUUUCUAGAAAUUGCAUAUUGAUUGUCCUUCGCGAACAUGUUCGCGAAUCCGUAAUACAAUCUUGAGAAUUGUAGUCCUCAAUACCACGUGACA